This is a messenger RNA of Babjeviella inositovora NRRL Y-12698, 1413 nucleotides long. RefSeq lists its product as uncharacterized. Gene Ontology annotation, biological process: mRNA splicing, via spliceosome. The record is from RefSeq and is a predicted model, not a curated record. The transcript has a single exon. Gene Ontology annotation, cellular component: catalytic step 2 spliceosome. NCBI's taxonomy places the organism in Eukaryota, Fungi, Ascomycota, Pichiomycetes, Serinales. The coding region runs from base 1 to 1413 and encodes 470 amino acids. Gene Ontology annotation, molecular function: mRNA binding; protein binding.
AUGUCAUUAGUUCAUGGUUACUCUUCAUCCGAGGACGAAACAGAUAUUCCAGCCCUCGUUUUGGGCCAAUCGGUAGAUCCUACGCCGGUGGCGGCUGUAGUGGUUCUGGAAGUUGCACGCCCCAGUGCCAAGCGCACGUUUGCUUCCACAGUUUCUACCCACCACUACGACGAUGCUGUGUUCAACAUCCAGCAUCGUGACUUCGACCGUGCACGCGUACAGCCCCAAACCAGACAGCAGAAGAAGCUUGCAAAGCGCCAAAGAGAAAACGGCCCCUUCGGGCACUCCUCGAGCAGCGAGGAAGAACAGGAAAUUGUUGAUGAAGAAGAGAUUGAAGACUCCCUUCCGGUGCUCGAAAGCGACCGUGAAAGCGACGGUGACAGUGACAGUGCCACCACCAAAUUCUUUGGGGAGUCCGAGGUGGAUUACCUCGGACGAACAUAUAUGCACGUUCCAGUGGAUUUCCCGAAAGUACACGCACGCGAGUGCUUCGUGCCGAAAACGUGUAGCUACGUGUGGCGCACGGCACACGCGCGUGGUGUCAAUAAACUCCUGUUCUUUCCCUCGGGGCACUUGUUGUUGAGCUGCGGGAACGACGCGACAGUCAAGCUCUGGGACGUCAGCUCGAAAGAGCUCUUACGUGGAUUCUAUGGUCACACCAAACCCGUGAAGAGCAUCGUUUUCAAUGCUUCCGGCUCUGACUUUAUCAGCUGCGGCUACGACCGUAAAACCCACGUCUGGGACGUGGAGACGGGGGUGCUCAAGCACACGUUCCACACGCGCGGGAUCCCCAACGCGGCGCUUUUUAACCCUAAUAGCGAGCUGGAACUCAUUGUCGGUUGUUCUGACUCCAAAAUCUACCACUACGAUACGCGCUCGCCGCCUGACUCGCAGAUCAUCCAGACUUACGACUACCAUUUGGCGUCUGUACAAUCCUUAGUGGCAAUCGAUGGUCAGACGCGCUUUAUGUCCACCUCAGAGGACAAGUCCGUGCGGAUGUGGGACUGGGGGGUCAACGUGCCUGUGAAGAACAUCUCGGAUCCCGCGCAGUUCAACAUGCCGUGUGUUGCACUCCAUCCCAAGGGUGAUCAUGUGGCGUGUCAGGGGAUGGACAACAAGGUCCACACGGUGCUGACCACCGGAAAGUAUCGCUUGAAUCGCCGCAAGUACUACACAGGCCACCAGUCUCAAGGCUACAAUAUCGGUGUGGGGUUCAGCCCCGACGGUAAGACCUUGAUGAGUGGCGAUUCUCGCGGUCGCGCGUGGUUCUGGGACUGGAGCAGUGCCAGGGUGGUGAAGAGCCUCCAGGUUGACCCCAAAGGUGGGGUUGUGAGCUGUGUGGCCGCAAACCCGCUGGGCGUCAGUGAGUGUGUCUUUGCUGGUGGGUCUGGCGAUAUAUACUAUUAUGAGUAA